AUGCUGAAAGGCACUCUGCUUUCUCUCUGCAGGAUUUUCGUGCUGGGCAUUGGAUUUUUCACGCUGUGCUUCCUGAUGACAUCCCUGGGAGGGCAGUUCUCAGCCAAGCGCCUGGGGGACUCCCCCUUCACCAUCCGCACCGAAGUGAUGGGCGCGCUGGAGUCCCGAGGGGUGCUGCGCAGGAUGAGCGACAUGCUGGAGAUGCUGAUGAAGAGGAUGGACAUCCUGGCCAGGCUGGAGAACAGCACUGACUUCCACAAAGGGGAUGAAGCACGAUUCCCUCUGGACAGGUUCCAGCCAGCAGCUGGGUUGAUGGAGAGGAUCCAGGCCAUUGCUCAGAACGUGUCGGACAUUGCAAUAAAGGUGGAUCAGAUUCUCCGGAACAGCCUCCUGAAUGGGAAAGGGAUGGAAGGCAGGAGGGAUCAGUGUGAGGUGCCCAGGGAUCCCAAGUACCCCGACUGUGCUGGGAAGGUGGAGUGGAUGAGGGCCCGCUGGACCUCUGACCCCUGCUAUGCUUUCUUUGGUGUGGAUGGCACCGAGUGCUCCUUCCUCAUCUACCUCAGCGAGGUCGAGUGGUUCUGUCCCCCCCUGCCCUGGAGGAACCACACGGUGGCCGUGCCCUCGCCGCCACCACCGCCACGCGUGCAGAUCCUUGUCCAUAUUGGCUUCCUGACAGAGGAGUCAGGGGACGUUUUCAGCCCACGGGUGCUGAAGGGAGGCCCUCUGGGUGAGAUGGUGCAGUGGGCUGACAUCCUGGCUGCCCUCUUCAUGCUGGGACACAGCCUGAGGGUCACAGUCUCCCUGAAGGAGCUGCAGAGUCACUUAGGGGUGCCUCCAGGACGGGGGAACUGCCCCCUGACCAGUCCUCUGCCUUUCGACCUGAUUUACACCGACUACCACGGCCUCCAGCAGAUGAAGCAGCACAUGGGGCUCUCCUUUAAGAAAUACAGGUGCCGUGUCCGGGUCAUCGACACCUUUGGGACAGAGCCAGCCUACAACCACGAGGAGUACGCCACGCUGCGCGGCUACCGCACCAACUGGGGCUACUGGAACCUGCAGCCCAGCCAGUUCAUGACCAUGUUCCCUCACACCCCUGACAACUCCUUCAUGGGCUUCGUGUCAGAGGAGCUCAACCAGACUGAGAAGCAGCUCAUCAAGGCCAACAAAGUCAGCAGCAUGGCCGUGGUGUAUGGCAAGGAGGCCAGCAUCUGGAAGUUGCAGGGCAAGGAGAAGUUCCUGGCCAUCCUCAACAAGUACAUGGAGAUCCAUGGCACUGUUUAUUAUGAGACACAGAGGCCACCUGAGGUGCCAGCAUUUGUCAAGAACCACGGGCUGCUGCCCCAGCACGAGUUCCAGCAGCUGCUGAGGAAGGCAAAGCUCUUCAUUGGCUUUGGGUUCCCCUACGAGGGCCCGGCCCCGCUGGAGGCCAUCGCCAACGGCUGCGUGUUCCUGCAGGCGCGCUUCAACCCUCCCCACAGCUCCCUCAACCACGAGUUCUUCCGCGGGAAGCCCACGUCCCGAGAGGUGUCCUCCCAACACCCAUAUGCUGAGGACUUCAUUGGGAAACCCCACGUGUGGACUGUUGACUACAACAACUCUGAGGAGUUCGAAGCUGCCAUCAAAACCAUCAUGAGGACAGAGGUGGACCCUUACCUGCCUUACGAGUACACCUGCGAGGGGAUGCUGGAGCGGAUCCACGCCUACAUUCAGCACCAGGAUUUCUGCACCCCAUCAUCUCUUCCUCCGUCUCCCAAGACCAAGACUCCUGCUAUGCAAAGCCCUCCAAGCCCGCUGGCACUGUCCCCCAACUCCACACACCUGGUGUGGUCCCCCAGCGCGGGCUGGGCCCCCCAGGCGUGGCCCCCGGUGGCCUCGCUGCAGGUGUGGGUGUCAGAGCCCCAGCACACGUGCACUGAGACGUGCCGGCGCCACGGGCUGGUCUGCGAGCCCACCUUCUUCAGGUUCCUCAACAAGGAGGAGGUGUUUCUACAGCUCAGCAUCGCGUGCGACAGCACCGAGUAUGAGAUGAACCACCUGUACCCCGCGGUGGCCGAGAACGUCCGCGAGUGCUACCUCCAGAAGGAGCCGCUGCUCUUCAGCUGCGCCGGCCACCACGCCAAGUACCGGCGCCUCUGCCCCUGCCGCGACUUCCGCCAAGGACAGGUGGCUCUGUGCAGGGACUGCUUGUGACACGGCGUCCCCACCGCCCCGGGGACACCGGCACCGGGUGGCUUCUCCUCAGAACUCUGCGGCAGCCGAGGAGCUGGGAUGGGUCCCUUGCGGUGGGUGAGCCGGGGCUGUCAGACUCACCCAGGGGCUGUUCCAUGUCAGACUCACCCACGGGCUGUUCCAUGUCCGACUCUGGGCUGUUUGAUCCACCAGCCAGCUGUGAAUGACCCUGUCCUGAACUUUGGAGUCAUUUUCUUCUAGAGGAGCAUUCGUCUGAGCGCAUCCUGCACCGAACCCACCUGGACCUGGUGGCGCUGGGAUGGGGUGGUGGGGAGAGAGGGGCUGGGGACACCCUUCCCCUCCUCUGGCGAUGGGACAAGCCACCAGCAGACUGCAGUUUCAGGGUUUUCAUCUUCUUCAAGCAUCCUCAGUUGUUUUAUUUAUUGAUUUUUUUAACCCUCCCCCUGACAAGUGGUAAAUUAAAGGGGAAUCCACACCCAGCCCUUC
Molecule: messenger RNA, 2676 nt
Organism: Zonotrichia albicollis (white-throated sparrow)
Lineage: Eukaryota; Metazoa; Chordata; Aves; Passeriformes; Passerellidae
Source: RefSeq, a predicted model, not a curated record